This is a messenger RNA of Engraulis encrasicolus (European anchovy), 1840 nucleotides long. RefSeq names its product E3 ubiquitin/ISG15 ligase TRIM25-like. NCBI's taxonomy places the organism in Eukaryota, Metazoa, Chordata, Actinopteri, Clupeiformes, Engraulidae. The transcript has 9 exons. Gene Ontology annotation, molecular function: zinc ion binding. The record is from RefSeq and is a predicted model, not a curated record. The coding region runs from base 68 to 1840 and encodes 590 amino acids.
GGGAGAGACAGAACGUAACCCGAGACGGAUAAAGACUUCAAGACGAGAGAAAGAAAACAGUGCAAAAAUGGCAGAGGCCAGUGUAUCAUUAGCUCAAGAUCAGUUCACCUGUGCAAUCUGUUUGGAUCUUUUAAAGGAUCCGGUGACUAUUCCCUGCGGACACAGUUUCUGUAUGGAUUGUAUCUCAGACUGCUGGGAUCAAGAGGAUCCAAAGGGAGUCUACAGCUGCCCACAGUGCAGACAGACCUUCACUCCAAGGCCCGUUCUGGGCAGAAACACAAUGCUGGCUGAAGUGGUGGAGAAGCUGAAGCUUCUGGGACUCCAGUCUGCUCCUGCUGCCCACUGCUAUGCUGGACCUGGAGAUGUGGAGUGUGACGUCUGCUCUGGGAGAAAGCGAAAGGCCGUCAAGUCCUGUCUUGUGUGUCUGUCGUCUUACUGUGAAACUCACUUCAGACUUCACAACGAUUUGAAUCCAGGGAAGAAACACAAAGUGAUUGACGCUGCUGGUAAACUAGAGGAUCUGAUCUGCUCUCAGCAUGAUAAACUGCUGGAGGUCUUCUGCCGCACUGAUCAGACAUGCAUAUGUGUGCUGUGUGUCAUGGAUGAACACAGUGGACAUAAAACGGUUUCAGUCGCAGCAGAGCGGACAGAGAAACAGAAAGAGCUCGGAGAAACACAGAGAAAAUUCCAUGACGUCAUCAACGAAAAAGAGAUGCACCUACAUGACCUCAGAAAGGCUUUAAAAACUCUUCAGUGUUCUGCUGAUGCAGCAGUGGAGAACAGUGAGAGGGUCUUCACUGAGAUGAUCCGCUCCAUUGAGAAAAGACGCUCUGAGGUGACGAAGCUGAUCAGAGAUCAGGAGAGGGCUGAUGUGAGUCGAGCUGAAGAACUCAUGGAGACACUGGAGCAGGAGAUCACUGAGCUGAAGAGGAGAGUUGCUGAGCUGGAGCAGUUCUCACAAAGUGGACAUAACAUCAGUUUUCUCAAGAGUUUCCAGUCUCUGUGUGCCUCCUCUACAUCUGCCAAGUCAUCUACAUGCUCAGUGUAUACAGACAUGCCUUUUGACAGAGUGAGUGACAACCUCAACAUGCUCAAAGACAAACUGCAGGAUAUGCUCCACCAGGGACUAUCGGACAUCACUGAAACUGCUCUGCAGGCGUCUCCUGAGCUGCUGUGUGUGUUGUGUGAUCAGCCUCUGCUGCAGCUCUGCCUGCCGUACGCCAGCCUGCUCCACUGCCCCCCUCCACACCACAAAGCAGCGCUGAACCACACGCUCCUCAUGGACACACUGGAACCGGGCCGCCUGGUACUGCUGCCUCUGGGUCAGUACGCGCCUGAAGCAUCGUCUGGCUGCCUCAACGCCAUGACGCCACUCAAACUCCUGCACGCGCUCCGUCAGCUGACGAGUCCGAAACACUCUCCACCUCCAAUUGGACACGGCCACCAGCGCCCGCCUCCGGCUCCUCAAGCGGCCAAUCAGAGAGCGCCUCCAGUGGCGAAGGGCGCCCUCUUGCAGUCUGGAGUGGUGGUGGCGCUCCGCCUGUUUCAUCUGGGCCGCUCUCCUCCACUGGGGCAGCUGAGAGCUUUGGGUGGGCCCAGGACAAAGUCAUGUGAAAUGGAACACCAUUCUGGGGCCCCCUCUGACCCUGGGCCCCCUCUGAGCCUGCCCCACCCCACCCCCACCCACCCUCCCAACUUCCUUGCUGGUGAAAGUGUGGACGAGGCGUUUGCGCUGUGGAUCGAGCAGUGGGCCAAGCUGUACGAGGACGAGUCUCCGUCCCGCAUGAUCAGGGGUGGACUGGCCAUCUGGCCUUGGAAGUACAAUACAGAGCUCACGUGA